Messenger RNA from Fusarium subglutinans, 657 nucleotides. RefSeq lists its product as uncharacterized. The transcript has 2 exons. NCBI's taxonomy places the organism in Eukaryota, Fungi, Ascomycota, Sordariomycetes, Hypocreales, Nectriaceae. The coding region runs from base 1 to 657 and encodes 218 amino acids. The record is from RefSeq and is a predicted model, not a curated record.
AUGAAGUUCACCAACAUCGCAACUCUUCUUUCCACCAGCGCAGGUGCCCUUGCCGCCGGUCCCAGCGCUACAGCCAAGAAGGCCACAGCCAUUGAGUCCAUCACGGGCGACAACGGCAUCACCACCCCCCUCCCCAUCCAACCCGGCAUGGUGGACAACUGCGACGCCUUCUACUACGUCAAGCCCGGCGACAACUGUCUCAUGAUCUCUGCCCAAUUCGGAAUCUCCUUUGACCAGUUCAAGGAAUGGAACCCCACCGUCGGCAAGGACUGUCUUAGCCUCUGGGCCGAUGCCAACGUCUGUGUUCGCACCAUUGGCUUUGAGUACCCAGAGACUGCUGCUUGUUACGGCAAUGAGGACAUUCUCCCUUGGGGAAGUAACAAAGUUGCUGCUGCGAAGGCUGCUACUGAGUGGUGCAGCAAUGGCGCGAAUGGUAUUUACAACAUUGGUGAGAAGAGGACCAAGUGUGUUGAUGCGCCUUCGGGUGACGGCAAGUUUAUCUUUGAGAUCUACAAUGAGUGGGGAACUCGAAAAGCUAUUCUUCCCACCGAGUGUCAGAGAAAUCUCCUUCUUCCUAUCUCCAAGUGCCCUGAGGGAGGUCAGGGACGCAUGAAGAGCUGGCACACAGAGACUUCCCUCGAGAAGGGCAAGUGUUAA